ACUCAUAUUUCUUAAUGUUAUCCCACGUUUUUUCCAAAAUCCUUAAUCUUUACUUUAUUCCAGUUUUCGAUUAUUAACGAAUUACUUUCGAACUGAUGAACGCAUAUUUUUUUUUUUUGUUAAUAUUUAAAAUUAUAUUUUUUAAAUAUCGUUAUCGAUGUGGCUGUCAGCUAAAGCAAUAUAUUAUGUACUGUCACUUUCUUUCAGAGAUGAAUAUUUUAUUGAUAAUUGGCAACACCGAGAGCAUUAAUGAUAAAUUUAACGACUGUUUCAUUAUAAUGACGUUUAAGACCUUUUGAUGCUUAAGACUUGUUUAGUUUUUAUUUUUCCUUCUCGAUAUCGAUUACAGCAUGGGGCUUGCAGCUGUUCACCCUUAAAGUACACGCACAUCGACAUACACGGUCAUUUGCCGCGUCCACAUCACCUACCUUACAACGGAAAUCCCGUAUUGGCAUUGUCCUAUUGCUACCUGAUCCAAGGAAAAUGUCUCACAGUACGAAACGAUCUACCUUUCGAGAUGCAAUACGUCUGCGAAGUCGAUUGCAAAUCUGUCCACAUACCACCAUGUCAACCUUGCACGAUUCCCUGCGAGCCUGUUCCUAUACCCUGCACAGCUUCUCCUUGCGGUGGAUGUCUUCCAGAUUCUUGCUAUCCACCCUGUCAACCCUGUCAACCAUGUCAGCCCUGUCAACCAUGUUCUACCUGCGCAGAACCGGUAACAGUCUUAGAACCUAUGUGUCAACCGAAUGUUCAAAGAAAGAACUAAUGACACUGCUAUAUAUUUUGUUUUUUUAUAAUAAAAUAUUUCAAAAACUUUU
This is a messenger RNA of Vespa mandarinia (Asian giant hornet), 818 nucleotides long. RefSeq names its product putative aminopeptidase W07G4.4. Gene Ontology annotation, molecular function: metalloaminopeptidase activity; manganese ion binding. Lineage: Eukaryota; Metazoa; Arthropoda; Insecta; Hymenoptera; Vespidae. Gene Ontology annotation, cellular component: cytoplasm. The record is from RefSeq and is a predicted model, not a curated record. Gene Ontology annotation, biological process: proteolysis.